Molecule: messenger RNA, 7224 nt
Organism: Aspergillus oryzae RIB40
Lineage: Eukaryota; Fungi; Ascomycota; Eurotiomycetes; Eurotiales; Aspergillaceae
Gene: fma-PKS
Product: polyketide synthase fmaB
Exons: 7
Coding region: 1-7224 (2407 amino acids)
Biological process (GO): secondary metabolite biosynthetic process; fatty acid biosynthetic process
Molecular function (GO): oxidoreductase activity; fatty acid synthase activity; phosphopantetheine binding
Source: RefSeq, a predicted model, not a curated record
AUGGCUAUGACACCACAAACAUCGGACUCCUCUCUAUCGAUGGGGUCCGUUCGACCCGUCCAGGAGCCAAUCGCAGUGGUCAGCAUGGCAUGUCGCUUGCCCGGACACAGUGACUCUCCUCAGAAACUAUGGGAAUUCCUGAUGAAAGGGGGUGUGGCAGGCACUGAUGUUCCCAAAUCACGAUUCAACAUCGACGCCUUCUAUGAUGGGUCUGAUAGGCCUAAAACAAUGCGCUCUCCUGGCGCCAUGUUUAUGGAAUCCGUUGACCCGGCGAAGUUCGAUGCGUCAUUCUUUAACAUUUCAGCGCAGGAGGCAACGGCCAUGGACCCGCAACAACGAAUCAUCUUAGAGGUUAUCUAUGAAGCAUUAGAGAAUGCCGGACUUACAUUGGAGUCGCUAGCGGGCCAAAGAUAUGGUUGCUUCGUCGGAGGUCACCCUGGAGACUACUGGGACGUAUUCGCCCGGGAUCCAGACUCUAGACCGGUGAAUGCGGGCAUUGGUGGCUCCGGAACGAUGUUGAGUAACCGCGUGAGUCACUUCCUGGGUAUUACAGGUCCGAGCAUGUCCCUUGAUACCGCAUGCUCCAGCUCGUUGGUGGCACUGGACAUGGCAUGUAAAUUCCUUCAAACUGGAGAGAUUAACGGGGCCGUCAUCGCGGCAUCCAACCUGGUGCUGCACAGAAACACCCACUCGCCAACAGGACGCUGUCACACAUUCGACGCCAAAGCAGACGGGUACAUCAAGGCAGAAGGAAUCAACGCUGUGAUAUUGAAACGACUUGACGAUGCCAUACAGGACGGGGACCCCAUCCGUGCAGUCAUUCGAGGUACGGCCAAUAACCACAGCGGUCGUACGCCUGGUAUUGCGUCGCCCAGCGCCGAUGCCCAGGCUGCUGCCGUACGCACCGCAUAUGAGAAUGCCAACAUCACCGACUUUUCGCUCACGUCGUAUCUGGAAUGCCAUGGAACCGGCACCUUAGCUGGAGACCCGGUUGAGGUGGCUGGCGUCUCCUCGGUCUUCGCACCUUCACGGACGCUUGAUAGACCACUGCACAUUGGAUCAAUCAAAAGUAACAUAGGGCAUUCGGAGACGGCGGCGGGUUUGUCCGGCUUGAUGAAAGCCAUCAUGAUCUUGGAAACAGGGCUCAUUCCAGGCAAUCCGACUUUUGAGACGCCUAACCCCAAGAUUGACUUCGGUGGAUCGAGGGUAAAGGUUAGUCAAAGUGUCGUCCCUUUCCCAAACGAUGUCCCGUUCCGACGCGUAGGAGUGAACAAUUUUGGAUUUGGUGGCAGCAACUCUCACGCAAUCUUGGAAGAGCCCAGGGUUGUUCACUUGGAUUACUGUCCAGCACACAGAUCGUCCUACACAUCUCCUAGUCCGGACUCUAUAAAAGAAGAGCCCGCCAAGCAACCAUAUAUUCUAUGCUUCUCAGCAAACCAUAAGGACUCUCUCAAACAUUAUAUUGAGAGGUUUUCUCAGCAUUGCACCAGCCCAGGCGUACAUCUCAAUGUCCGCGAUGUGGCCUACACACUCGGCGUGCGCAGAAGCAAACACUUCCACCGAGGCUACCUCAUCACCGACAACCUGAAACAUCUCGACCCGACAAAAGUGGUUUACGGUAAGAAAAGUGUCAACGCCGUGAAGGUGGGCUUUGUCUUUACCGGCCAAGGCGCACAAUGGCCUCAGAUGGGCUUCGACCUACUGACAUCAUUUCCUGUGGCAAGGAGGUGUGUGGAGAGACUGGAAACUGUCUUGCAACGUCUACCCAACAAGCCGACAUGGUCAUUAUACGAGGAAUUGACCAAGGCAUGUAGCCCUGAUCAUGUCCGAGCUCCGGAACUAAGUCAACCACUGGUCACUGCAUUGCAGAUAGCAAUAAUCGAGCUCUUCCGAAGUUGGGGAGUCUCGCCCACCAGUGUUGUUGGUCAUUCCUCGGGCGAGAUUGCGGCGGCAUAUGCGGCUGGCUACCUGAGCGAUGCCGAGGCGAUCGUUGUCGCAUACCAUCGUGGCAUGGCUUCUCAGCAGGGGCAACUAAACGAUACCCUACCUCUUGGGAUGCUUGCGGUCGGAUUAGGUGCAGAGCAAGUCACACCUUACAUUGAUGGGUUGGAAGGGGUUGAAAUUGCAUGCUACAAUAGCCCUGCAAGCGUGACAUUAUCUGGGCUUUCCUCAGUGCUCGAGCAAGUGAAAGACAGACUCACGGAGGGUGGUGUCUUCGCUCGAAUGCUGCAGGUAGAACUUGCAUACCAUUCCACACAUAUGGAGGCGAUUGGUGAAGUAUAUGAGAGUCUGCUGAACCGUGACCUCCCAGCAAUCGCGCGGGAAUUCCCACUACCAGGCGACGUCACAAUGUUUUCCUCGGUCACAGGAUCCCGGCAAGAGGCGUGUCCGGACAUUGAAUACUGGAAGAGGAACAUGACCUCUCCGGUUCGCUUCGAGGAUGCGGCUCGUGCUAUGUUGUGUGGAAACUCCUCGGUGACGUUGUUGGUUGAAAUUGGGCCUCAUGGUGCGCUUAAGGGGCCCAUCACACAGGUCCAAAGGGCCCUCGAGGGGGCACCAUCCAAGGUCUCUUAUCUUUCGGCAUUGAAUCGAGGGUCUGAUUCAAUUCAUAACACACUUGCAGUCGCUGGUCAACUCUUUCUGGCGGGGGCACCAGUCGAUCUUGAGAGGGUUAUCACAGACAGUCAAGCAACCCGACCCAUGGUGAUCGUGGACCUGCCGAACUACUGCUGGGAGCAUUCCACCUCGUACUGGUUCGAGACACAACCCAGUAAGGACUGGAGAUUUCGACCUUUUGUGCACCAUGACCUGCUGGGAAGCAAAAUUCUUGGCACAUCGUGGCUCCAUCCAACAUUUAAGAAAACCAUGGAUCUCAGUCAUCUCCCGUGGUUACGGGAUCACCGAAUCGGGACGGACGUCGUCUUCCCUGCAUCCGGAUAUAUCGCAAUGGCAGUCGAGGCAAUGUACCAGACAAGCUGCAUGCGUAAACCAACCCGCCCAUUUCCUCUUCCCAACGAACUAGGCUACCAAUUGCGCAAUAUCCGAUUCAAUGCAGCGCUUGUUUUGGAAGAAGACGUGGACAGCGAGAUCUAUCUUACAAUGAACCCAUUCCCAGGAGGAAAUGAGAACUGGUCUGAGUUCUCUAUAUCAUCUCACAGAGAUGGUGCCAUUACGCAUCAUGCAACUGGAUUAAUCCGCCUCCAGGAGCCCGUCAUUGACCCGGCCGAUGAGACAGAUAUUGCCCCAUUCGAGCAUGCCUCUCCCGGCCAUUUAUGGACAAAGGCCUGCGCUGAGCUGGGAUAUCACUAUGGUCCUGCAUUCCAUCUGUUGGAGAAGGUGGAAUCGCGUGCUGGGCAGCGACGGGCGCGCGCAUUGAUCACACUAGCUGACCCUCCCUCAGCUCAUGAUCCUCAGUCUUUGUAUCCUGUUCAUCCUGCUGCGCUUGACGGUGUAUUGCGAGCCGUGGUACCUGCAGCUAUCGCUGGAGACCGCAGCAGAAUGGCUGAGACUUUGAUCCCUGCUAUGGUCGAUGACUUGAUUAUUAACCCCACCCAUCGACCACAUGCGGGCAUAGCGGUCGCUUCUAGCUAUUACUCUGGGCGUGGGAGAGAAGAUACAGAGAAGAGUUAUCUAGGAAGCACAUCUGUAUAUGAUCCAUCCAGUGGUGCUUUACUGAUCCGAAUGACCGGAUUAUCGAGCCAUAGGAUUGAUUUAGGGAUUGAUCCCAUCUCUCGGCAUACCCUCGUCCACGACGUCCUGAAGCCGGAUAUUUCCAUGUUGAACGUGGAGGCUGUUCAGCAACUUGGACAAGUCCACACGAAUAUGACUCCAUUGCUGCUUCAAUUAAUGGUCCAUAAGAAGCCUGCCCUGAAGGUGCUUGAGCUUGAUUUGGGAACCCGUGAACCGGGUAGCCUGUGGUUUGAAUCUCUGGAAACAGUUGAGGAUUUACAGUGUCAAUACCGUUAUGUAGCCCGCGAUGCCACAAAUCUUUCUGGCGUGGAGUCGAAGUACCGCGAUCAAGCAAACACCUCCUUCCAGCUUCUAGAUCCCGAUUGCAGUCACUUGGGUGUUGGGGAACAAGAACGAUUUGACUUGAUAAUAUUGAAGGCCAUCUCGCCUUUGCCUCAAAGGUCAGCCUCCGUUGUGAGUGCUGUGAAAGACCUGCUCUCGCUUGAUGGAUAUAUACUCGCAAUCGAUCACACAGAGGCGGGUCUUAAUGCUCACUCAGAAUCGUCUUUGGUUCGCCUGGUUGAGAAUACGACAUUGGGAAGGGUGCUCUCCAUUCCAUCUGAGCGACGGGCAGUCUUCCUGUGUAUGCCACUGAUAACCAGAGACUGCCCUCCUCCGGCAGCCAAGCAGGUGCAUGUCGUCUAUAUGGAGGAGAAGACCAUCUUGCCGCCUAUAGCCGAACGGUCGUUGACAGAAGGAGGGUGGCAAAUCACUCAACAUCAAUAUUUGACAGCAAAUGUCCCCGCUGGUGCUCUAGUCCUUAUUACUGAUGAGCUAUACUCACCCCUUCUCACACACAUUACUGAGGAACAAUGGUUGUGCCUUCGCCACCUCAUUACAAGCGGCUGUAAGCUUGUCUGGGUCACUCGCGGCGGCCAACUCUCUGCAUCUGAGCCGAACAGUGCCCUAGCUGCUGGGCUUCUCCGCUCAAUCCGAUCCGAGGAUCCCGCGGCCACACUAAUCACAUUGGAUAUACAAAGUCAAGAUGGGGCUGCGGCACUGGCCUGUCUUCCUCUCGUUUUGGAGCAGCUCCAGAUGCGCGAAGCUGGCUUAGGGACCGAAAAUGAAUAUGUAGAGCAGGAUGGUGUUCUACACAUCCAUCGAGUCCUACCCUACCGUCCUCUGAGUCAUGAUAUUCAAUCAUGGAAGGAGGGAUUUGUGGAGACACCACUGUCCACCGAUGGUUCCAUCACGCGUCUAGUAGCCGAGGAUAUCGGUACUCUAGAGGGCCUACGCUUCGUCCAAGCUCCAGACGACACCCUCCCCGAAAAUCAUGUUGAAAUUGAGAUUCAGGCCGCUGGCUUAAAUUUCAAAGAUGUUGCUGUUACAAUGGGAAUAGUACCCGAGAAUGAGCACCUACUGGGCCUGGAAGGAUCGGGGAUCAUUCGUCGUGUUGGAUCCAGCAUUGAUGAUAAAUCUAUUGUUGGGACUUCUGUCGUCUUCAUGGAGAAAGGAGCCUUUGCCAACCGUAUCCAGGUUCCUUUAGAUUUCACACAUCCGAUCCCCAAGACGAUGUCCUUCAGCGAGGCAGCUACAAUUCCAGUCGCGUUCUGUACGGCACUCUACUCCCUGUUUGAUAUGGCAGAUCUACAACCCGGACAGUCAGUCCUUAUUCAUUCUGCAUCUGGGGGUGUUGGCAUUGCCUGUAUUCAAUUGGCUCAAUAUGUCGGAGCUGAGAUCUACGUGACCGUUGGUAGUGACGCAAAACGUCGCUUCCUACAUGACACAUAUAAGAUCCCGUACGAACGUAUGUUCUCAUCCAGAUGUUCCAAGUUUGCAGCAGGGAUCAUGAAGGCCACCAAUGGAGAGGGUGUCGAUGUUAUCGUCAACUCGAUCACGGGCGACUUACUAGAUGCAACAUGGAGGCUCUGUGCCGCUGGAGGCAUUCUGGUUGAGCUGGGAAAGAGAGAUAUGGUGGAGCGUAACACUCUAUCCAUGGAGCCUUUCGACCGGGGCUGCUCCUUCCGGGCUGUUGACCUUUCACAUCCAAAGCUAUUAAAGAAGCUGCCUAGGUAUGUUAACCGAAUUUCCGUUGAUGUUUCAUAUGCUCAUCUAUAUAUUAGUAUUCUUCGCCGUGUCUUUAGCCUUGCAAGCAAUGGUCACAUCCGGCCGAUUGAUCCGAUUACAACCUUCCCUAUCACACAGGCCGCGGAGGCCUUUUCCUUCAUGCGUAGUGGCAAACACAUAGGGAAGGUUGUGAUCCGAGGCAUGGCUGCCACGGGAAGUCUAACAGCAGCGGUACGCCCUCUGCGCCAGGAUAUAACAUUCAAUGCCGGAUCUGCCUAUCUUAUUGUAGGCGGGCUGAAAGGUCUGUGUGGUAGCUUAGCCUUGCACCUGGCUCAGCGAGGUGCCCGCCAUCUGGUGGUGAUGUCUCGUAGCGGAUGUGCAGAUCGUCGCUCACAAGCAGUCAUUUCCAAUUGUGAGUCCCUUGGAUGCCAUAUCCAUGUCUGCCGCGGUGAUGUGUCGCGCAUCCUCGACGUACGACAGGCUUUUAAACAAGCUCCUGUUCCCAUCAAGGGUGUCAUACAGGGUGUGAUGCUCCUACGCGACCGACCCUAUGAGCUGAUGACGAUCAAGGAGUUUCACGAAUCGAUUGAGGGAAAGGUCCAAGGCACAUGGAACCUGCACAAUGUCUCCAUCGAAAGCCGCUCUGAACUAGACUUCUUCCUCCUCCUUUCGAGCAUCUCCAGCGUAGUGGGGACCCCAGGACAAGCAAACUAUGCGGCUGCGAACAGUUUCCUUGACUCUUUCGCCGCUCAUCGACGAUCAAUGGGACUUGCCGCCCAGACGAUUAACCUGGGUGUGGUGGAAGAUGUUGGGGUUGUGGCAGAGUCGGAUGACCUAUCUCAGCGUCUUGAAGCAUCCAGAGACUUGAUCGGCAUCCCUGAACGUGUGCUCCAUCGUAUCGUGGAUUAUUCACUCCGGCAGCAGUUUCUUCAGUCUACCUGCCGGCCACAUUCGGGGUCUUCGGAAUUCCCAACCCGACUCAUAACUGGACUCGCAGUGCCUCAAGACCCAACUCAAUCUGGCCUCCGAUUCAAUCCUCUCUUCCGCGGACUCUUUGUCGGAAAUUCGAGCUCCCAUGCCAAUGCAGGAAAACCUACCGACGAGCUCGCGGCCGCACUCCAAUCGUUCCACGCCAUGAUUCGCGCUGGUGUAGGGGCCGAAGAGCUGCAGGAACCGUGUCUGAGCAUCCUUGCCACUCGGCUGGCGCGGAUGUUGCGCUAUAAUGAAAACCAACAGAUUGAACCUGGGCAACCGCUAUCCGUCUAUGGGCUGGAUUCUCUCUCCAUGGUAGAACUGCGGAAUUGGAUCAAGGCUCAAAUGGGGGCCACCGUGACGACAUUCGAUGUCCUCAACGCCAAUAGUCUGAUCAUGUUGGCACAACGGGUGGUGAAUAAGUGGACGGUGCGAUAUGGAUUAGACUUCUCUAUAAGGGCUCGCUUUACUUGUGCUAAAGGAUGUUUGAACAGUCUGAGAGUCAAGAGACAGUGA